UUACUUCAUUAGACAGCUGAUGAUCAGAAAACAAAAGAUAAAACAUCUGCUGAUGGCUGAUACGCAUGAGCAGUGCAGUUCGUUUCCGGAACUGCAGGUGGCGCUGACUCACGCAGGGAGCUUUGACGGAAAGAAGAAGAAGAAACCCUGUACACGGAAGUUCCCCUGAACUUUGUGCAUGUCAGAGAUCUUCUCCUUCAGAGAUCUUCACCUCUGUGUUUAAAUCCUGGUUUUCCGGCGGCGGUGGGUGACAGCGGGAUGGCGGUGAGAGCUGUGGCGGUGUGCGGGAGAGCCCUGGCCGGCGGUGAGCUGGAAUGAGCGCACGGUACAUCCGCGGAGCUCAGCGGUCAAUGGACUCCAGGAGCUGAGGUGCAGCUGUUUUGACAGCUGGGUCGAGCCUCCAGUACCUGGACUGAGACGGAGAGACAGCAGAGAGGUUUUUAUUUUCCUCCAGAGACAUUGAGCUUCGUCUGUCAAGUUGCUUUCAAGGCGCCAUUAGAGGAAGAGAAGAGAAGAAGCUACCCACCGACCUGUGGCCAUGGCUUCUCCUCGGCUGAAGUACCUGUCUCUGGGCGUGCUGGUGUUCCAGACCACCUCCCUGGUGCUCACCAUGCGGUACUCCCGCACCCUGCAGGCGGAGGGCCCGCGGUACCUGGCCUCCUCCGCUGUGGUGGCGGCCGAGGUCAUGAAGAUCAUCGCCUGUGUGCUGCUGGUCUUCAAGGAGCACAAUUACAGCUUACGAGCUCUGAACAGCAUCCUGCGCCAGGAAAUCAUCCAAAAACCCAUAGAGACGCUGAAGCUGGCGAUCCCCUCAGGGAUCUACACACUGCAGAACAACCUGCUGUACGUCGCCCUGUCAAACCUCGACGCUGCCACAUACCAGGUGACGUACCAGCUGAAGAUCUUGACCACGGCUCUGUUCUCAGUGUCCAUGCUGGGCCGCAGGCUGGGCAUCUACCAGUGGCUCUCUUUACUCAUUCUUAUGGCAGGAGUGGCUUUCGUGCAGUGGCCCUCUGACUCUCCUGCUGAUAAUACAGAGAAGGCAGCGCUGUCCACAGGCUCCCAGUUUAUUGGUGUGGCAGCCGUCCUGGUGGCGUGCUGCUCCAGUGGCUUCGCUGGCGUCUACUUUGAGAAGAUUCUGAAGGAGAGCAAACAGAGCGUGUGGGUCCGCAACAUCCAGCUAGGGAUGUUUGGUCUUGUGUUUGGCCUCUUUGGGAUGAUGGCCUACGACGGUGAGAGGGUGAAGGAGUCAGGAAUGUUCCAGGGCUACAAUAAAGUCACCUGGGCUGUUGUUGCGCUGCAGGCCCUGGGAGGUCUGGUCAUAGCCGCGGUCAUCAAGUAUGCAGACAACAUCCUCAAGGGCUUUGCUACGUCGCUCUCCAUCAUCCUGUCGACUCUCAUAUCGUACUUCUGGCUGCAGGACUUCGACCCCACUGGCGUGUUCUUCCUAGGGGCCAUUUUGGUCAUCAUGGCCACUUUCCUGUAUGGCUACGAGGGCAAGUCAUCCCCCAACCCCAGCAGGGCAUAGUAGGACAUUCACGGCUGACACCACAGCAGCAGCGGGAGGUCCUGUUGAAGCGUGAAGACGAGGAGGGGAAAAGAGGACAGGGAUUUAAAAAAA
Molecule: messenger RNA, 1621 nt
Organism: Paralichthys olivaceus (Japanese flounder)
Lineage: Eukaryota; Metazoa; Chordata; Actinopteri; Pleuronectiformes; Paralichthyidae
Gene: slc35a3a
Product: solute carrier family 35 member A3a
Biological process (GO): pyrimidine nucleotide-sugar transmembrane transport
Cellular component (GO): Golgi membrane
Molecular function (GO): UDP-galactose transmembrane transporter activity
Source: RefSeq, a predicted model, not a curated record